GGUGGUUGGUCCCCAUUGGAAUCUAAUCCGCAACAAUGGCUUCAGAUUGAUCUGGGAGAUAGAGUUGAGAUUACAGCAGUCGCCACCCAAGGCAGGUACGGAAGCUCUGACUGGAUAACAAGCUACAUUCUAAUGUUCAGCGAUACAGGACGCAACUGGAAACAGUACAGACAAGAAGACAGCAUCUGGGUCUUCACAGGGAACACCAAUGCUGACAGUGUCGUACAUCACAAACUUCUGCACUCCGUGAAAACCCGCUUCCUGCGUUUUGUCCCUCUGAAAUGGAAUCCCAGUGGAAGAAUAGGCCUGAGAGUUGAGGUUUAUGGUUGCUCAUACAAAUCGGACAUAGCAGAUUUUGAUGGCAGAAGUUCCCUCCUGUACAGAUUCAAUCAGAAAAUGAUGAGCACCUUCAAAGACGUGGUUUCCCUGAAGUUCAAGAGCAUGCAGGGGGAUGGAGUCUUAUUCCACGGAGAGGGACAGCGCGGAGACUACAUCACACUGGAGCUGCAGAAAGGAAAGCUCUCCUUGCACAUUAACCUGGGAGAUUCCAAGCUGCGUUUCAGUACCAGCCACAUGUCAGUCACCCUGGGCAGCCUCCUGGAUGAUCAGCACUGGCACUCGGUUCUCAUUGAACGAUUCAACAAGCAAGUGAACUUCACGGUGGACAAGCACACUCAGCAUUUCCGAACCAAGGGGGAUUCAGACCACCUGGACAUCGAUUAUGAGCUCAGUUUCGGGGGGAUCCCAGUCCCAGGAAAGCCAGGAACCUUCCUGAAGAAAAAUUUCCUUGGAUGCAUUGAGAACCUAUAUUACAAUGGAGUCAAUAUAAUUGACCUGGCAAAAAGGCGUAAACCUCAGAUCUACACUGUGGGCAACGUGACCUUUUCCUGCUCAGAACCACCAAUUGUUCCCAUCACCUUUGUCAGCUCCAGCAGCAGCUAUUUGCUCUUACCUGGCACCCCCCAGAUUGAUGGGCUGUCAGUCAGCUUCCAGUUUCGAACGUGGAACAAAGAUGGGCUGCUUCUGUCCACGGAGCUGUCCGAAGAGUCCGGCGUUCUCCUGCUUUACCUUCACGCUGGCAGGUUGACACUUGUCAUACAGAAAGUGGCAGAAAACUCCAUGGAGAUCAGUGCAGGCAGCAAUCUCCAUGAUGGGCUCUGGCAUUCAGUUAACAUAAAUGCCAGAAGGCAUCGCAUCACCCUGACUCUGGAUAACGACGUCGCCGCAGCUGCUCACGCAACCACCCUCUCGCAGAUUUAUUCUGGGAAAAGCUACUAUUUUGGAGGAUGCCCUGACAAUUUCACCGAUUCCCAAUGUUUAAAUCGCAUUACUGCUUUUCAAGGCUGCAUGAGGCUCAUCUUUAUUGAUAACCAGCCCAAGGACCUCAUUUUAGUUCAGCAAGGUUCCCUGGGGAAUUUUAGUGAUUUACACAUUGAUCUGUGUGACAUCAAAGACAGAUGUUUGCCCAACUACUGUGAACAUGGAGGAAAAUGCUCCCAGUCCUGGACCACCUUUUACUGUGAUUGUAGCAAAAUGGGUUACAUGGGAGAAACCUGCCAUAACUCCAUCUACGAGCAAUCGUGUGAAGCCUAUCGUCACCAAGGGAAGACGUCUGGUUUCUUCCAUAUUGAUUCUGAUGGAAGUGGACCACUUGGACCAUUCCAGGUUUACUGCAAUAUCACGGAAGAUAAGAUCUGGACUGCGGUACAGCACAACAACACAGAGCUAACCAGAGUCCAAGGGGCUGAUCCUGAGAAACCAUAUGCCAUGUACUUUAACUACACCAGCAGCAUGGACCAGAUUGAGGCCAUGAUAAACAGUGCAGAGUACUGUGAACAGGAGGUGGCUUAUCACUGCAAAAAGUCGCGUCUGCUGAACACCCCGAAUGGAAUGCCAUAUGUUUGGUGGGUUGGCCGUGCCAAUGAAAAGCAUCCUUACUGGGGAGGAUCUCUUCCCGGAGUUCAGCAAUGUGCCUGUGGAUUGGAAGAAAGUUGUUUGGAUAUGAGAUUCUGCAACUGUGAUGCUGAUAAAGAAGAAUGGACAAAUGAUACUGGCCUUCUUUCCUUCAAAGACCAUUUGCCUUUAACUCAGCUCGUGAUCACUGACACAAACCGGUCAAAUUCAGAGGCUGCUUGGAGAAUCGGUCCCUUACGUUGCCAUGGAGACAGACAGUUCUGGAACGCAGCUUCCUUCAACACAGAGGCCUCCUAUCUUCACUUCCCCACCUUCCAUGCAGAGUUCAGCGCAGACAUUUCCUUUUUCUUCAAAACCACGGCUAUGACUGGGGUCUUCCUGGAAAACCUUGGGAUUAAGGACUUCAUCCGCAUUGAAAUAAGCUCCCCUAAGGAGAUCACCUUCUCCAUAGAUGUUGGAAAUGGGCCUAUGGAAACUACGGUGCAGUCUCCCACGCCUUUGAAUGACAACCAGUGGCACUACGUCCGAGCCGAGAGGAACCUCAAGCAAACAUCUCUUCAAGUGGAUAACCUUCCUAAAAAGAUUCUGGAGGCACCUGUGGAGGGGCAUUUUCGUUUGCAGCUUAACAGCCAAUUCUUUGUAGGGGGAACGGCUUCCAGACAGAAGGGUUUCCUAGGAUGCAUCCGCUCUUUACAUUUAAAUGGGCAGAAACUGGACUUGGAAGAGAGGGCUAAAAUGACCUCUGGAGUCAAGCCUGGCUGUCCGGGACACUGUAGCAGUUAUGGUAAUCUCUGUCACAAUGGCGGCAAAUGUGUGGAGAAGUACAACGGUUAUUUCUGUGACUGCACCAGCUCUCCCUAUGAAGGGCCCUUCUGCAAAGAAGAGGUUUCUGCAGUGUUUGAAGCUGGCACCUCAGUUACCUAUAUUUUCCAAGAGCCUUAUCCAGUGACAAAAAAUACAAGCACUUCAUCCUCUGGCAUUUAUGCAGACGCCAUUAUGUCCAAGGAAAACAUUGCAUUUAGCUUCCUGACAGCACAUGCUCCAAGCCUCCUGCUCUACAUCGACACCUACUUUCAUGAUUAUUUGGCUGUGAUUCUCUCCAAAAAUGGAAGCUUACAAGUCCGAUACAAGUUGAGUAAGGAUGGCUUCCUCAUUUUCACCAUUGACUCUGGAAACCUUGCCAACCGGGAAUUACACCAUGUGAAGAUCAACAGAGAAGGAAAAGAACUCAUCAUUCAGGUUGAUCAAGUUCUCAAACUCAAGCACAACCUCUCGGAGAUUGACUUCAAGGCCAUCAAAUCGCUCACCUUGGGCAAGAUCGCAGAUAGUCUGGGGCUAGAUUCUGAAGUCUUGAAGGCGAACGCACAUAGCUUUAUCGGAUGCCUCUCCUCUGUCCAGUACAAUCACAUAGCUCCACUGAAGGCCGCCUUACGACAUCCCAGCGUAGCCCCUGUGACUGUCACAGGCUCCUUGACUGAAUCGAGUUGUGAAUACAUAGCAGAGGCUGAUGUGAACACUGUCACCACAGUAUAUUCCUCAUCAGAUCCCUUUGGGAAGUCGGAUGAGCGAGAGCCCCUCACCAAUGCAAUCAGAAGCGAUUCAGCUGUCAUCGGAGGUGUAAUAGCAGUUGUAAUAUUCAUCAUCUUUUGCAUCGUGGCCAUCAUGAGCAGAUUCCUCUACCAGCACAAACAGACACAUCGAAGUAGCCAGGCGAAAGAGAGAGAAUACGCAGAAAACCUCGACAGUUCCUUUAAAACUGACAUUGACUUGCAGAACACAGUGAGUGAGUGCAAACGGGAAUAUUUCAUCUGAUGGACUGUGUGGUUCCUUCUUACUCUCCUCCCCACACCUAGCCUUUUUUUUCUUUUCUUUUCUUACCCUUUAAUUUAUUUGCCAGCUUUUAACCUUUUCGAAGGACACUGCCCUGCACAGGAGAGAUUGGCAGACACUUUAAUGCCUCAUUCCCUUCACAAAAACCUGCCACAAUUACAUCGGCAUCUCAAGAGACCUGUUAUUCUACUCUGGACAGAAUAAGUUCAUGCACUUGCAUCGUUGCCUAUUAAGUUUCUGGAUCUCUCAAGUCUUAUGUUGUUUUCUGGAACCAUUUAAUUCACCACUUUGUAUCUGAUCUGAGCUAUAUAAACUAGAGGUAAAGUACUGCAGCUAAAUAAGUAGCAUCACAGCUUUUGGGACAGGGUAGCAGGAAAGAAUGAGACCAAAAUGCUGAUUUAUUAUAAGAUGCAUUUACACUAAUCACCAGUCACAGCUAGAUCCUCAGUUGAUGUAAUUUGCCAUGAAACCGUUGAUUUCCAUGGAGUUACACCAGUUUUCACCAGCUGGGAAUCUGGCACAAAGUUACAGUUAUUAUUUUCUCUCUCUCCUUAAGCUCCUUCCCCCAUCCUGCUGUCCUUUUACUGUAACUUUUAGGCUUACAAAUGUUUUUAAAAAAUACAGGAAUACUGAUAACAGCACUGGACAACAUUCAUUCCAGUGCACCUUGUAUACCUCCGUCUUAUAAGUCUGACUAUUUAGAACCAACAUACUCUAGCAUAAUUCUAGCUGAAGCAUGGAAAAUAGUACCUUGAAACUUAAAGGGUUUUAGGAGGCUUCUAGGACUUAGGUGCUCUAUACAUUUCUAUGAUGACUUGUCUGAAACAUUAGAAGUGCAGCAUAUACACGCUAACAUCACGUAGAGAAUGAUCAUAUGCUGAGGUCAAACACUUAAGCGAUUAUGGCAAAUUAAAAAUAAACACAAGAAGAAGACAAACCCACCCCACCCAAAACAUGAGAUCUAAAUUCUGCUGAUUCAUAUAAACAAGCCAAAAUUGUUAUUAAAUUGCUUAAAAAAACUGCAUGAAUGAAGCGAUGGUGCUUCCUGUUUGUAGAAACCAGGAUGUUUCCUCUCAAAGAUAAGGAAAAGGUAGCUUUUAAAAAGUUUAGUGAGACAAAGUAGAUGAGGUUAAUAUCUUUAAGUGGACGAACUUCUGUUGGUGAAAGAGACAAGCUUUUGAUCUUACACAGAGCUCUUCUUCAGUCUAAGCUUGAAAGCUUGUCUCUCUCACCAACAGAAAUUGGUCCAAUAAAGAUAUUACCUCACCCACCUUGUCUCUCUAAUAUUCUGGGACUCUUAUGGCUACGAUACACUUACUCAAAUUAAUUCACAAGGAGAACAUUUUAAAGGAGCAUGUACAAAGUUCUGGAUUUUUAAUUUUCUUCUGUCCCUUUCUCCAAUGGUUUUCUGUUCUCUUCUGUUUGGGGAAGCGGCUAGCUGGCUAGCGGAAGUAAAAGGGACUCUAAUCUGCCCCCUCUAUUCUUUCUGACGGAUCACUGAACGUGGAUUCAAAUCUCUUUUUCACACAAAAAAUAUUGCAAAGGAAAAAAAUGCCAUAACCCACAAGGUGGGGAGGGUUGGGGUUUGAAUCCAGCGUUACCUUGCAUGACGGUCCCAUCCCAAAUGCUAGAUGAGCCCCGACAGGGUGUUUAAUGCCCAUUCUGGGAGCUUAACAGUCUAAGGAUCUGAUCCAAUGCCCAUGAGAAAAUGGGAGUCUUCCCAUUGAUUUCAGGGGGCUUUGAUUCAGGCACCGGGGAAUCCGCCGUACAUCAGGAUCCCUUGGCCCCUUUGGAGUCCCAAAGGCAUUUCCACAUGGUCACAAGGGUUUGCACUACCAAAUCUUGCUGCAGGAAAGGGAUAACAAUAACAAACAAUAGACAGCAGCUGCACAAAGCCCCAGGUGGCCAGGGCAUGGAUGACCAUAUGGCUGUAUAGCGGGAGAAGAGAAGGCUGGGGAGGGGUUUAAAUAAAUGUAGGGAGCUUGGAUUAAUGGUUACAGAUGAUGGCUGAUAAGCCUCAGGAAAGUAGAUUUUGAGAAGGAAUAUGAGACAGUCUUGGUUUGAUAUUCAGCACGCUCAUUAUGUUACACUACAAUCCUCUUUGGACUCUUGACAUCUUUGCGGGUGAGUGGGAUAAGUAAAAGCUAGGCCAAUACAGUGAUCAUCAGGCCAACUGACCUGCUUUACAAGGCAAACUUAAACUUAAAGGAAGGAUGGCGCUGCUUUUCCCAACUCCUGCCAGCCAGCAGCCACUGCGUCUUGUGCCGGCUGCUUGUAUGACAUUUGGUUAUGACUGCCUUUGCAUGCCAUGACUCAUAAUGAUGGACUCACUAGCAGGAAGAUGCAGAAAGGAAUGCACCUAAUGAGAUCCUCCACAAAGAGUUUCUUCCAUAUAUAAAGACAGGUUUCAGAGUAGCAGCCGUGUUAGUCUGUAUUCGCAAAAAGAAAAGGAGUACUUGUGGCACCUUAGAGACUAACAAAUUUAUUUGAGCAUAAGCUUUUGUGAGCACGAUGCAUCCGAUGAAGUGAGCUGUAGCUCAUGAAAGCUUAUGUCAAAUAAAUUUGUUAGUCUCUAAGGUGCCACAAGUACUCCUUUUCUUUUUCCAUAUAUAAAGCUGCUCUGCAUGUUACAGGGGGGACAAGCAUACAUAAGAACAAAUGUUCAUCUCCCUCUUUCUGUGGAUUCCAGGUUUUUCUUCAUUAUUAUCAGCAUGAUUUUGUCCAAGUUAUCUCAUUUUGAAUGUUCUCACUGAGAAGGAGCUAUUAAUUCCCCCAAACAGGUAUUGCCUUUAGGAAGAAGAGAUGGGGGAUCAAAAUCCACAUUUUAUUCAGAUCUCUCACCACCCAUUACUGUGCCAUGUAUUUUUCCCUCCUCAACAUGGCAGAUUAUAAAUCAUCCUUGGGCUUUGCUACAUAUUCUUCUUUUCUUGAUAUAAAAGUCACAGUAAGAUAUAGUGAGUCUAGCCCCAAGCAAAUACAGUAAUUAAUUGGAUAGAAAAGGGAAGGGUUGAGCAAUCAGUUAGAAUCCCCUCAUUAUUCAAGUCACUGAGAGGACAAGAUUGCUUCAUGCCGUCCUAGAGUCUGAGCUUGCAAGGUGCUAAGCAUCCUCAAGUAGGAGGAUAGCCCUAGUGAUGACUUGAGGAAUAAGCGGGUCAAAACAGACAUUCUCUCUCUCUCUCUCUCUCUCACACACACAGACACACACACACAGAGCCUCCACCCCUUGGUUCCUGCACAUGGGUACAAGUCUGGCCCUCCUCAAAGCAUGCAAUGUUGGCCAAAGAGGAGGUGCAAUUCAGAUGUCCAAGAGAUGCUGCGAUUCUGCCCUCUACACCCUCUACCACCUUAGGCCACAGAGCUACCAGUGGAUAGCAAAACUGCCCAGCAGAACAUAAGAACAGCCAUACGGGGUCAGACCAAAGGUUCAUCUAGCCCAGUAUCCUGUCUUUGGACAGUGGCCAAAGCCCGGUGCUCCAAAGGGAAUGAACAGAACAGGUAAUCAUCAAGUGAUCCAUCCCCUAUUGCCCAUUCCCAGCUUCUGACAAACAGACUAGGGAAAGCAGAGUAGCAGAGUAUCACCACUGCAGCAGCUAGUUAAUGUUAUUUGUAUCUGGAAGAGUGUUGGUGGCCCCAUAUAUAGCUCUGGGUGGGUAUAUGCAUGAGAGGUUUGGGUGUGAGCACACACACAAUCCCCAAUCCAGCAAACCACAUCAGCAUAUAUUGAAUUUAAAGCUUUUGAAUAGUGGCAUUAACUUCAAUGAGAUUACUCAAAUGCUUAAAGAAUCACAAUCAGUGUUGCAAAAUUGUAUUCACCCUGGGUAAUUCUUUUGAUGAGCAAAUUAAAGUUUUUUUUUUCAUCACCAUCAUUAACAUCACAGUACAGGGCAGGCAAAUAAGAUUAGUAAAGUUUCAGGAAAAUUUAGUUAGGCUUGUGUGUGUGUGUUGGGACGGGAUGUACACAUGAGGACAGAUACAUCUUUCUAUAUACAUACAGAUAUAUUGGACAUAAUCACACAGCUAUUCAAACCAAUAAAAACCUGCUCAGACAAGUUAACAAAUUGUGUAUGCACAUUACACUCAAAAUUAUAAACGAGGGUAUUAUAUUCUUGCAAUGAAAAAAAUAAUGGAAAGCAACAAAUUAGCAUCCUAGUAAAUGAGACCAUGCUGCAUUAACUGUAGGAAGCAAACAGUCUGACUAACUUUUCCUUAUUUUUAGUGGUUUGGAUCUGCUUUCUUUUAUGCAAUCAUCAUCUGUUUAUUAAUAUAUUAACUAGAACUGGUCAAAAAAAAUCAGGGAAUCAUUUUUUGCAAAAAGAAAACUUCAAAAUUUCAGUGUUGUUGCCAUUUUGUAGAAUUCUGAAUAGAUCCUUUUUCCAUUUAUCACAAUUUUUUUUUCUUUUUCUUUCCCAAAAUUGUUCUCUGUCGUUUCAUUUUAAUUUCUCUCUUACCGAAAACCCAGUUUUCAGUGGGAAAACAAAUUUCUCAGUAAAUGAAAUUUUUGGAAAAUUAUUUCCAUAACAAUAGCUCAGAAGUAUUUAUGGACAAUUCUGAUCCUGUGGAAAUGCUUCAAGGAAAGUUUCGUUUUUGAAAAAAGGCCAAAUUUCAACCAAGAAAACCAAGUUUAGAAAAUUUCAAACAGCUAUCAUGCCGGUCUUGCUUUUAUUGAAUCAGUGAUGAAAAUUUGCAUUUACUUCAUUAGGAAAGUAUUGGCGUACCGGAUCUGCCCUUCAGUGCAUCAACUUUAACAUACUUGCCAACUUUAUUCUCCAUCUGAAUUUCUUUACUGGAUCAUGAGAUGGUCAGUCUGGCUCAGCUGUUCUGCCACUACCUGUGCUAUUGAGGUUAUAUUGCUAUUUAUACUAAUUCUAGCCCAAUGAGCGCUAGCAGGAGCACUUGUUCGUGAGCAGGGGAACCACACCCCUUGCUUGUAGUGUAAUGUAGUCUAUGGUACUAAAUGAGCUCAACUCCCAUUUUGAAGUCUUUUGGUCAGGUCCUGAAAUCCUUACUUAGCAACCAGUUCCCAUCAAUUUCAAUGUCAGGUAUAUGCCACAGUGAUACAGUACUCAGUUAAAAAUUCUCAAAAGUGCCUAAGUCACUUGGCAAACUAAGUCCCAUUUUCAGAAGUGUUUUAGGACUUAGGGCCAAAUUUUUAAAGAUCUUCAGAUGCUUAAAGAUCCAAACAGGUACCUUGAGGGAUUUUCAAAAGUGCCUAGGCACCUAACUUCCAUUAAAAUCAACUGAAAUGUGGCUCUUUGAAAAUCAAUGGUAUGGUUUCUUCUUAGACAUUUAGGCACCUAAGAAGUACGUAUUAACCUAGUGGGAUUUUCAAAAGUGACUAAGCAGGUUUAGGUGCCUAACUCCCAUUUCAAAUGAAUGUGGGUUAGGUGCCUAACCUGCUUAGGUGCCAAAAAAAAAAAUUAGGCACCUAAAUACCUUUGAAAAUCUGGUCCUCACUCCCGUUUUAAAAUAGGACUAAAGGCUCCUAAGUCACACAGGCACUUUUGAAUUUUUUUCCUCUCAUCUUUAAAAGAACAAAUUAACAAACAAACAAAGCCUAAGCAAAUGGAAGGUACCCAGGACCCAUAGGAGAUGCAUAGUAAUUCAUCGUAUUGGACCCUGUGUGCUUAUUGAAACUGUCAGUCUUUACUGCUGAGGUUAUGCUAAUGCUAAGUGUACAAUGAAGGUGAUGUCUCCAGCAGUAAGGUUUUGACUAUUGCUUUCUAGUCAUUCUUAAUAGAAAAUGCAUCGACUUUGAGGUCAGAAGGGACCAUCGUAAUCAUCUGGUCUGACCUCCUGCAUAUUGCAGGAAACAGAACCUCACCCACCCACUCCUGUAAUAGACCCCGAACCUUCUUUACUGAUUUACCAUAGAGAAGAGGCUUUUUCCCCCAAAAGUUUAAACACUUAUUUUAAUUAGAUGUUUUUGUUAAUUAAUGUGUAGGCUAUUUCACACAAAUGCACCUAUAUUGGGCCAAUACAGCAUGUGAUGCAGUAUGAUUUGGCUAUCUAACAUGGGGCUUGAUCCUUUUCCUAUAGAAGUCAAUGGGAAUUUGGACAUUAAUUUCAUUGGGGGCUGGAUUGGACCCUGAGUUUAUGGGAGCACUUGAAAAACUGCCUUCAUUGUACACCUUUUCAGUUCUUUCUUCUUCCCUUUUGGCAUGAAAAGACCCAGCUUUGGCCCAAAGUCUGCUCUCCCACCAAAGUAAAUCUGCAGUAACUCCACUGAAGUCAACUGAGUUACUCUGGAUUUACACCAGUGUAACCAGGAGCAGAAUCUGACCCUCUUUUAAUGCAACCAUCUUAUUCCCUUUGCUGUCAAAAGGACAUCUGCCUUUACCUAGAAAAAAAAAUGUCUGCGGGAGACAGGAUUAAGCCUAUUGCAUCUGAGAGCUGUUAUGUAGUUCAAGGCAUUCAUGGGUACAAAGGAUUAUUCUUUUUGCAGAAAACAAAUGAUGCCCAAUAAAGCACCCACGUGAAAGCUGAUCCCUUGCUAGGCUCUAAAACACAAGUGCUAUUUCGAAGCUUUCAUGCAGUUUUUGCGAUGCCUUCCUAUCAAACAAGGCAAGCAAUGUAGCCUAAUUCCCUUCAAAUCUGAUCCAGCGUCCAUUGGAAUCAAUCAGGGGGACUUUGUAUUGACUUCACUGGGAGUUGCGUCAUGCCCUUUGUUCUUAUUCCCUUCUCUAAAGCCGGUUAUUUCACAGCUACAAGGCUUAAAACAAUUAUUUCUUUAUUUGAGUUCUGGGCUUUGGUGCAUUUUCUUUAGCCAAUGAUAAGUACUUGAUAUCUCAUGUAAAUCCACGAGGCCCUGCUGUGUAUGUUUCCUUCGUGAAAUUCAAAACAUAAUUUUCUUUUGGUGGUAAGGGAUGUUGGAUCUGAAAUAUAUUUUGUUUUCUUCUGUUGUUCCUUUUGAGCCAUGCCUCUAUGAUUUUGAACGAUUUCAAUGCAAUGUAUUGCUACUUAAUUUUGUGAUCUUUUGCACUCAGUUAUUCUGGGGGGGGGGGAAGCACACACGCUGGUGAACUAUUUGUAAGUUGUAAGCUAGUUGUUUGUCUUUUGUCAUGUUUUGAGUCGACAAAGGGGUCACAAGCAGAGCAAAGGAAGGAUUGAGGCAACUGUGUGCUUUGACGCUCCAGUCAGGGUACAUAUUGUUUUUAUUUGGCAUGUGGGGAAGAUGGGGCAAGGAGUAAAAAUUCGGCAGAGACCAUUAUUAUAACGCUGAUUGGCAAAGGGCCAGCCAUGGGCUCCUCCCUGCACAAGACGCAUCAAAAAAUGGGUCCUCGGCCUCAGGUACUGGCAAGCAGGGUCCCUCCACCAAUGUCAGUGGAGCUCCGCUGAUUACGCCAGGUGAGGAUCUGCUUCCAUGCCCCUCCCCCGCCAGCCAAAUGAGCUUGCAGUCUGAACAGACAUGGAAAUACAGUAGGAGAUGCAGGGAACAGUCUUUACGUACAGUCUGGCCUUUUUCUCCCUCCUCUUCCCCCACCGCUCCCAUUGGCGUGGUGUUGGCAUUUUGCCGUAUGACUGUAGCUGCGAACUUAUUAAUGACAGCUGUUUCCCACAAUGCUAGUCAUUACUAUCCUGGUUGUGUUUAAUCCCGAAGGCCAUUCCAUCUGAACGCUACAACUAACAUCACACUGCAUGGGAAAUUAUGUACUCACCUUUGCAUGCCAAUUCCAACCCCCUCCCCCCGUUUCCUCUUGAAUCAUUUAAACAAAAUAUUUUCUCACAUGCCUUGUCAUUGCUGCUAAUAUUGAUCCCACCUGUCAUGUACUGAAGUGGCCCUGUGUCUUUGGAGCUAAAAUUUAGAUGCAGCCAAUCCACAGCUCCUUGUAGAGCUUGAGACACAGCAAGUUAAUCAGAAAUCCAACAUCAUUCCAUGAACAUUUGGGGAGAAGAACAAGCAAGCUUGUUUAUUCAGGCACUCAACCACAAGCAAUUGCCUGUGAGAGUCUUGAAGUGAAAUAUUCAUGUAAUCUCUCCUGUCUAAAUAAUAAAGAGAGACCAUGCUUCAGACCCACUUCCUGUCUUGAAAGCUUUGGCGUGAAACACACUGGGACAGAUUCAGUCCGCUGAGGACAAUGGAGUUCCACCAGGGAUGAGUUUGGCCCAUAACUGAGAGCACCUCCGAUCACCCACAGCAAUAUGUACCUGAUGCCUGUAAAUUAAAUCUGGGACUUUCCGUUCCUCAAUCCCGAUAGUUGCAUUCAGUGCACACGUCUCCUUAGGGAAUGAUGGGUGAUAUUUACAAAACUCAAAUGCCCUUUAAGCCCUUAAUGUGAGUUGAAGUCACCUUUAAGACCUUGGGGAGGCUCAUGGCCUGAUCCAAACCCCCUUGAUAAUGACAGGAGUCUUUCUGUUGACGUAAUGGGUUUUAGAUCUGGCCCUCACUGCAUUGAGAUGAAUUGCACCCUACAUGAAAAACAAAGCCACAUGAUCAGCAAAACUCCUUCCUCAGGCAAGACAAGCAGCAGUCACCCAAGUUACAAUCUGUUCUAUAUAC
Messenger RNA from Dermochelys coriacea (leatherback sea turtle), 12241 nucleotides. RefSeq names its product contactin associated protein family member 5 (gene CNTNAP5). The record is from RefSeq and is a predicted model, not a curated record. NCBI's taxonomy places the organism in Eukaryota, Metazoa, Chordata, Testudines, Dermochelyidae.